AUGCAGCACUCAUGUCCUCUUUUGAUUGGGUGUCUUUCAGCCCGCCACACUUGUAGCUGUCCAAUAAAAUCAUAUAAUGAGUGUGGCCCAAGAACACACGCCAACAGAGGGUGCGCAUUGUCUCCUUGUAAAAUUAGCAUAGAGGAGGGAAUAAAUACUUCUGUUUGUAGCUUAGACAUACUUCAAAUUGUGAAGCUCACUCCGUUGAAUAACAUACCUGAGCCAGCUAAGUCCGCACCGAAGAAGGGAUCUAAGAAGGCCGUCACCAAGACAGCCGGCAAAGGUGGGAAGAAGCGCAGGAGGUCCAGGAAGGAAAGCUACGCUAUCUACGUGUACAAAGUCCUUAAGCAGGUUCAUCCCGACACCGGUAUCUCUUCUAAAGCCAUGGGAAUCAUGAACUCUUUCGUUAACGAUAUUUUUGAGCGUAUCGCCGGUGAAGCGUCUCGUCUCGCUCAUUACAACAAGCGAUCCACCAUCUCAUCGAGAGAGAUCCAGACCGCCGUGCGUCUGCUGCUGCCCGGUGAACUGGCCAAACACGCCGUGUCCGAGGGCACAAAGGCCGUCACCAAGUACACCAGCUCCAAGUAAAGCGUUAUCUAAAGCUUUUGGCUACCCCCAAAGGCUCUUUUAAGAGCCACAUAUGUUCUCGGAUAAAGAGCCUUUAACCAGCUUUGAUCUAAAAGAGAUCAGAGUGUUGAGCACGAACUUGCAUAUGUUGAAGCAUUGACGGAAAAACAAAAACGCCAUUCUAGUCAGUAAGGGAGGAAAUAUGAAAGUUUAGUUCGCACUUAUUAGUAGCUGUCUUUGUUCAAAUAAAGUAACUUUAUUAGGUCACAUAAUAUCGUAUUUGUGUUGUGCAUCUUUGGACCUGAAUUAACAAUGGAUGUAUUUUCAAAUAAACCAAUACAAAUUUGAUGAAUUUUUAAGCUCAUGUUUUUUUCCUCGGUUUAAUUAAUGCUUUGCCAUUUAAACUUCCGAAUUGUAAUUAAUUUAAGACAAAACUGCUGGACCUUCUUUUUUUGUAAUAAUUAGAGCGUAUAUAUGCCUUAACCUAUUGUGCUAGACUGUCUUUAACAUUAGCAUUGGUUUGGAAGGAUGUGGUACUUUUUUUUCCCGCAAAGUAAUACAUUUGCUAUUUUAUUUUACUGCUAUUUUUUAACUCUGUUCAGAGGAUCUUCAGAUUUACUCUGCCACAAUUUACUUCCCCCUCCAGGGUUGUUUAUCAAUUAUGAAUGAACUACAAAGAAUAACUCUAUCCAGAGUCAUUCUUCUGAAUUACAACAUUCAUGUUUUACCCUCAAAAAGCCCUAAAAUAUAAAUGGAAAACUUGCUUUUCAGUCUGAAAAUAAAAUCAACAACAAACUGUA
Molecule: messenger RNA, 1367 nt
Organism: Myxocyprinus asiaticus (Chinese sucker)
Lineage: Eukaryota; Metazoa; Chordata; Actinopteri; Cypriniformes; Catostomidae
Product: histone H2B-like
Exons: 3
Coding region: 1-588 (195 amino acids)
Cellular component (GO): nucleosome
Molecular function (GO): DNA binding; protein heterodimerization activity; structural constituent of chromatin
Source: RefSeq, a predicted model, not a curated record